AUGAAUUCCAUAUGUUCAUCGUGCAGACAAACACUUUUGAAUAAUCCUCUAAAAAAAGCUUGUGGGUCAUGCCAACAAUUAUUUUGUUCCAAUUGCUGUUAUCAACGUGUAGCGGUACCAAAGUCAAAUUAUCAAAUGCAUGAAGUUUGCAGCCAAUGUUUCCAUUCUAUAAGCACAGAAUUAAUGCUACAGAAACCGCCGAAAGGUUUUCUACAAAGAUUAGAACAGCAACCACCGCAACAACAAAAAUUACAACGACCGCCUGUUGAACCACUUGAUCCAGAAACUAAAGCACUGGAAGAACGUCUGGCAAAAUUACGUGUUGAUUUUCCAGCGAAAUCAAUGUCUCAUGCGUCGAAUCAAUUCGAGUCUCCCGAUGAUCUUAUGCAACAAAUGCAUGAAGAAUUGUCUAUUCAACAACGAGAAGAUCAUGCACUUAAAGAACGUUUACGUAUUUUACAUGACACAAUGCCUGCAGCAACGCCCGAUACCGUUAAAUUACCAUCAUCAAUUAAACCUGAUGAAAACAAGGACGAUGGUGAUGAUGAUGAAGAAUUCCCAUGGUGCACUGUGUGUAAUGAUAAUGCAACGAAGCGUUGUCUCGAAUGCGAUGAACUAUUUUGUGAGUCAUGUGUUAAAAAGAUUCAUCGUGAAUCAGGCUAUAAAAAACAUCAAAUAGAAUCAUAUAAACCAUCGGCAACAGCAAAGAAAAAAUAUCAUUAUUAG
Molecule: messenger RNA, 726 nt
Organism: Rotaria socialis
Lineage: Eukaryota; Metazoa; Rotifera; Eurotatoria; Philodinida; Philodinidae
Source: the annotation of a GenBank genome assembly